This is a messenger RNA of Helianthus annuus (common sunflower), 3662 nucleotides long. RefSeq names its product DUF724 domain-containing protein 3. Lineage: Eukaryota; Viridiplantae; Streptophyta; Magnoliopsida; Asterales; Asteraceae. The transcript is spliced from 9 exons. The record is from RefSeq and is a predicted model, not a curated record. The coding region runs from base 126 to 3509 and encodes 1127 amino acids.
UGACACCAGCCACACCACAAAACAAGUGAAAAAUCAAAUGGCGGACUAGGGUUUUUUCAAACCCAAAUUCAAAAUCAAAAUCAAAGCCCUAAAUUACACCACCACCACCAUCACCACCCCAACCAAUGGACAACAACCCCACCUCACUCUCCUUCUUAACCAAAGGCUCCAAAGUUGAAGUCUCCUCAACCCAAGACGACUCCACCGGCGCCUGGUACGUCGCCACCGUCAUCCACCCACCACCUUCCAUCAUCGCCCCUAACCACCACACUCGCAACAACCUCGUUUACGUCGAAUACCACAAUCUUUUAUCAGACGACGGUUCUUCCACCCGCUUGAGAGAAUACGCCAACAUUUCUUACGUCAGACCCUCACCUCUUCCUGAUUCUAACCCCCCCAAUUUCCAGUUAUACGACGUCGUUGAAGCUUUUUAUAGAGACGGCUGGUGGACCGGUGUUGUUACCGGGGUUGUUGACACGUGUAAGUUUGUUGUUGGUUUUGAAAACCCUUCUGGGGAAGUUGAGUUUCGUGGGUCUGAGUUACGGCUGCAUAAGAAAUGGGUCGGUGGCAAAUGGGUGCAGCAGCCUCACAAGCAGGUAACAGCAGGAUGGAUGUUCACUGUGGGAAAAAAGGUGGAAGUGUCUUUUGAGAAAGAAAGUUUGCGUGAUGUUUGGUUUCCUGCAACGGUACUGAAAAACUCAGGCAACUCGACUUUUCUAGUUGAGUAUCGGCAGCCAGGAGCUGGUGAUGAGGGAGUUCUUCAAAAAGUUACGGUGGAUUACCAUCAUAUUCGACCCUCGCCACCUCAUCUGAGGGAUAAGAAUUUUGUUUUGUUGGAAAAGGUUGAUGCUUAUUAUGAUUUUGGCUGGUGGUGUGGGGUAAUCACCAAAUCACUUGCUGAUAAUAGGUAUAAUGUGUUCUUUAAACAUACAAAAAAGGAACAGGAGUUUAUUUACUCGAGAGUUAGGCCACAUAUGGAAUGGAAAGGGGGCAAAUGGUUCAGCACUUCUCAGGGUGACGCGGCUGUGAGGACACCUCAUUCCUUGAUAGAUAAUAAAAUUGAGCAAGCAGCUCCAAUCAUUGGUAAACAGUCUUCUGUAGCAACGUCAGUAACAAAGAGUGAACACCAAAAAAAUCUUGAUAGCAACGAUAAGACCUCACCAAAUGAUGAAACUAUGAAUGACGAUUCGGUUAGAAAAAAGAAGCACACAUCCGUUGGUCAAUCUGACGGCGUUGACUCUGAAGUAAGUGGAAUGACUGACCAAGGCUUUAGUAAAAAGGGUGGCACGGCUGAUCAGAUUGAGCAGGCAACACCUAACGUUGGUAAACAGUCUCCUGUUGCAACAUCGAUAAUGACGAGAAAAAGACAAAAACAUCUUGAUAGCAAUGAUAAGACUUCACCAGACGAUGAAAUUACUGAAGAUGAUUCAAGUAAAAAAGAGAAACACUCAUCUGUUGGUCAACCCGAGGGGGUUGACUCUGAAGUGAGUGGUAAAAAGGGUGACACGGCUGUGAAGACAGCUCAUUCCUUGAUAGAUAAUCAGAUUGAGCAGGCAACCCCAAUCACUGGUAAACGGUCUCUUGUUGCAACACCAAUAACGAAGAGUAAACGGCAAAAGAAUCUUGAGAGCAACGAUAAGACCUCACCAAACGAUGAAAUUGUGAAUGAUGAUUCAAGUAAAAAAGAGAAACACCCAUCUGUUGGUCAACCCGAGGACGUUGACUCUGAAGCGAGUGGUAUGACCGACAAAGCCUUUAGUAAAAAGGGUGACACGGCAGAUAUUCCGAUUGAGCAGGCAACUUCUAUCAUUGGUAAACAGUCUCCUGUUGCAACAUCGAUAUUGACGAGAAAGCGACAAAAAAAUCUUGAUAGCAGUGAUAAGACGUCACCAAAUGAUGAAAUUAUGAAUGAUGAUUCAAGUAAAAAAGAGAAACACCCAUCUGUUGGUCAACUCGAGGGUGUUGACUCUGAAGUGAGUGAAAUGACUGACCAAGCCUUUAGUAAAACGGAGAAUCUUUCUCAUGGAAAGAAAGUGCAAAGUAAACGAGGAAAAAGCAUUGAACCAAAAGUUCCAACAACAUGCUCAUCGAAAAAGAAGGGAAAGGGGAGUAGGUUAAUUAAUGAGCUCAAAAGCUUGCAAACUUUGACAGACGGAUCUGAAGUUGACUUGGUCAAACCCAGAACCCGAGCAUCUGUGGAACAGGAAGAUGCUACCGAUGAUUUUGUCUUUGUUGUCAUGGGUUUGCAGUGUAAUAAGAUGACGGUAUCACAAGAGGAGAUGGUUCAGAAUCUGCCUGAUGAAAAUAAUCAAGAUGUUGCUAAAAGCGACACAACACAACCAGACGUUCCACUGGCAGUGGCACCACUAACAGAGGUUGAUCAGGAGGGAAAUGAAGGGAAUGUUGCAUCUGUUGCACUCAAAAGGAAAAGGGGUAGACCGUUUAAGUCACAAGCCUUAAGCCCCAAGACUCCUGCCACAGUUGAUCACGAGAUCCGAAAUGUUGUUCCAUCGACACUUUCUGUGGUGGAAGAUGGUCAAAGGAGAGAAGUUGACUUGACUACAAGUUCAGAAACCAAAUCGCUGGAAGAGAACCAGGGACCUGUAAACGAGCAACCGGUUGCAGAAAAACAGAAUGAAUCAUUGGUUAAAGACAAGCUGCCAAAUGAAAAUAAUACCGAUUUACAUGUUCAAGAGGGUACGCAGACAAAAAGGUAUCCAGCAAGGAAAAGAAAACAAGCAAAGCGACGGACAAUCAGUAUAAACGCUAAAUCUCCAGCUCAAGACUCUCGAGAUGCAUCUAAGGAAAAAGCAGACGGGAGCUUGGAGAAGAAUUCAACAACAGAAGCUUCUGUCGGUGUAGACUCUCUGGUCACAGAGGGAACUGUGGAGCAAUCGUCAAAGGCAAGUGAGGGAUGGUUGACUUCCGGAAACUUUCCAUUUAUCAGAAGUACGACACUUUGGAAAACAUUAGAAUCAAUGGACGCCUUCCGGAUGCUUCCACAGAAACCGCAUUUUCGUCCGCUAUUGGAAGGUGUAAGAGAGGGCGCUCAAGAAGGAUUAGCCAUUGGUACCAUGGUUACAUUUUCAACCAUGUUUGACAAGACUCGCAGUCUGAGAUUAGACGAUCCACGAAGUGCAAUAGGGGACUGUUUGGAAACGCUUGUAGAACUUGAAAACAACGGGUUUGAUGUGAAGGCGUUAAGAGAGCGGUUGACCGGAUUGCUUUUGAUCAAAGACAAACAGGAGGGAUUGAAAGAAAAGUCGAAAGGGUUUGUUGAGAAACUGGAGGAAGAUAAAACGGACGGAAAGAGAAUCGAGGAAGAGAUGGAAGAAAUCAAUAGACAGAUGAGGGAAUUGGAGGAAAGAAGGAAACAGGCAAUGUUGAAGAAGGAAAAAAGACUUUCGGAGUUGCGUGUGAUGGAAACAGUAAUCGAUGGAAUUAAACAAGAAAUAAGGGAAGUUGAAGCGGAAUUUGAUGAGUUAGCUGCUGCCCCCUUUGUGGUAUGAUUAGUGGGUCUGGUUAGAUUUGUUGUUGGUGAUGUUGUUUUCAUAUGAAUGCGAGUUGUAAAAUCAUGCAUAUAUUUAUCUAACCGCUUACAAACGACAGGCGUUCGUUGUUGAAAGAGUUUACUUCAAGCUGAUAUGGGUUUUUUUUUUUCA